AAAAAAAAAAAAAAAAAAGCGCGGGCAGCAGCAGCUGAGGCGCUUCUCGGUCCGGCUCGUGCGCUGCGUCGCUAGCCACUGCAGUUUACUGUGUUUUACUCUUGUUACUGUUCAGGCUGUUCAGCCAUGUCUAAGAACGCGCAGCCCGUCAGUCCGACGAAGAACUUCUUCGCCGGGGGUUUCGGGGGGGUCUGUCUCGUGUUCGCCGGACACCCGCUGGACACCAUCAAGGUUCGCCUCCAGACGCAGCCGAAGCCGAGCCCCGGCCAGCCGCCCCUCUACUCGGGCACCUUCGACUGCUUCAGGAAGACGCUGCUGAGGGAGGUGGGUCGCGACCCGCACGCCGCACGCUCGGCCUCCGCGCACGCGCGCGUACUAACGCGCGCGGCCCUUCCCUGCUGUCCCCAGGGGGUCCGGGGCCUCUACAAAGGCAUGGCUGCCCCCAUCGUCGGAGUGACGCCCAUGUUCGCCGUGUGCUUCUUCGGCUUCGGCCUGGGCAUAAAGCUGCAGCAGAAGCAUCCGGGCGACGUGCUCGCGUACCCACAGCUCUUUGCUGCAGGAAUGCUUUCUGGCGUUUUCACCACGGGAAUCAUGGCCCCCGGCGAGCGAAUCAAGUGCCUCCUGCAGAUCCAGGCUGCGUCUGGGGAGGUGAAGUACGCAGGACCAAUGGACUGUAUGAAGCAGCUCUACAAAGCGAACGGCAUUCGGGGCAUUUAUAAGGGCACCGUGCUCACCCUCAUGAGAGAUGUACCGGCCAGUGGGAUGUACUUCAUGACCUACGAAUGGCUGAAGAAUAUCCUCACGCCAGAAGGUCGCAGCCCCAGUGAGCUCAGUGUUCCCAGUGUGCUGUUUGCUGGAGGCAUGGCUGGCAUCUUCAACUGGGCUGUGGCCAUUCCUCCAGAUGUGCUCAAGUCUCGCUUCCAGACGGCCCCCGAAGGGAAGUACCCACACGGUUUCCGGGACGUUCUGCGCGAGCUCAUCCGCGAGGAGGGAGUCGCCUCUCUGUACAAAGGCUUCACUGCAGUCAUGCUGCGGGCAUUCCCUGCCAACGCUGCCUGCUUCCUCGGGUUUGAAGUCGCCUUGAAGUUCCUUAAUUGGGCCGUGCCGAACCUGUGAGGCAGCAGCCGCUUUCGGAAGGACACGGAUGGAGACGCACACAGCCACGCAUACCAAAGCGGAAGAUGGACAGGGAGCAGCAGAUGGAAACGCGCUCCUUUGCCUUCUGCCUUAUUUUAGUUUUUUAAAUGCAGCAGGAGGAAGUGGACUUGUGCCUUAACUUUUUUGAAUGUCAGUGAGCUUGAGAACAGGAGGUGCUUGUGUCUCUUUUCACUGACUGUCAGCGAAUCGACUGGUCUCCCAGUGUGUCUUCUGUCUCCUGCAGGCCUUCCUGCAUCAGCUGUACUGUAGCACAUGUAGAGGGUAAAUGAUACUUUUUCUUCCUCGUAGUGAUCAAUCAUGGAAGAAAUGACUUUCACUCUGGAUGAUGAGUUCCUCUACUCAUGUCUUUUUUCUUCUCACCAAUG
This is a messenger RNA of Scleropages formosus (Asian bonytongue), 1523 nucleotides long. It is a transcript of the gene slc25a20, whose product is annotated as solute carrier family 25 member 20. Gene Ontology annotation, biological process: mitochondrial transport; carnitine transmembrane transport. Gene Ontology annotation, molecular function: O-acyl-L-carnitine transmembrane transporter activity. Gene Ontology annotation, cellular component: mitochondrial envelope. The transcript is spliced from 8 exons. NCBI's taxonomy places the organism in Eukaryota, Metazoa, Chordata, Actinopteri, Osteoglossiformes, Osteoglossidae. The coding region runs from base 127 to 1116 and encodes 329 amino acids. The record is from RefSeq and is a predicted model, not a curated record.